Molecule: messenger RNA, 1316 nt
Organism: Nylanderia fulva
Lineage: Eukaryota; Metazoa; Arthropoda; Insecta; Hymenoptera; Formicidae
Source: RefSeq, a predicted model, not a curated record
UGAAAUUUCGGAGCGCCUAAAAAUGAUUCUUUGUUCAGGACCAGAAUACGAGGAUAUCAUCAGCAAAACAGAUUUUAUUAACUAUUAUUCUUAUAGAACAGACAGAAGGCUAAGAUGGAAACCCUAUUCCGAGAAUUGCAAUUAUGACGUUAGAUGUUGGAUGGACCUUAACAAAAAAAAAUGUCCAUCUAAACUCGACCGGUAGAAGGAUUAAUUAAUGAGCGCAUAACAUUACCUGAUGACGAACAAGAUAUUAUUUUGAUGACCUCUAUCAGUAACAAAUUCGAUUUUGCUGCCACAAAAACAAUUCGACUUAUUACGAGCUAUUUUUAUCCACGAUUGGACAUUCACGUGACCGAAUUAUUUGACAUAAAAUCAAAUUUGUCGCUAUAUAUCUUCGCACCUGCUUCGUCAACCGAAAAGUGCAAUAAAAAAACAGAUUGGAAGAUCACUCAGAACAUCAGCCACGCUGACCUUUUAAAUUUUACCCAAAGAUUGUCGACCGUGCAGGGAGUCAGAGAACUGCGCAAUGUGUUAACAUGUAACGCACCAGGUGCGAUAGACAGUACUACAACAACAAAUUCUAUGCAUGCUUUGCCUUUCGAGUUGGAGAAAGAUCUGACAAUCCGUGAGCUUCUCGAAACAUUAAAUGUACCAUUAUUAACGUCCGAAAUGAUCGAACUGGAUACUAUAUUUGGGGAUAACUCCCGUGUGAAAAUCCGCAAUGCCGUGCAUCGUUCUCACAUUAAGGCUACAAGUGAAGAAGUGGUCGUGCAUGCGACGACAUUGAUUAGCAGCAAAGGAGAAGACCCUCCUUCGAAUUCCAAUAUUGUCGACAUAAAUUGCAAUAAUCCAGUCAUCUGGAUGAUCGCUCAACCAUUUUAUGAGGACGUCCUCUAUGUUGGCAGUUGUAAUAAUACCGAGCGUGUUACUAAACCUGUAUCGGCGGAUAUGCCAAGUACAUCAGGCUGCUCGCCAAGCAAAAAGCGGCGGAUCGACGAGUCUUCUUGAAAUUCUAUCGAUAAACCCAAAUUUGAAAUUGUAGAUAUGUCAAAAAAUGGGAGCGAUGUGGUCUCGAUGAUCUUGAUGCACAGGGAAGAAGACUCCUCUGCAAACACCGAAGUAGUCAGCGUAAAUUGCAAUGAAUUUUUUCUCUGGCUGAUCUAUGACACACUACAAGAAGAAAUUCUCUAUGUCGGCACUUGUAAUAGUGCCGAGCAAAAUGGUUUUGUCUUUUUAACUUACUCAUUAUAAGGCGAUGAAGUAUAACUUACAUUAGUAAGCAUUGAUAUUAUUUAGUAACAAUAUGUAUAUUU